Messenger RNA from Arabidopsis thaliana (thale cress), 2434 nucleotides. RefSeq names its product zinc finger/BTB domain protein, putative (DUF1644). The record is from RefSeq and is marked reviewed. Lineage: Eukaryota; Viridiplantae; Streptophyta; Magnoliopsida; Brassicales; Brassicaceae. The transcript has 2 exons. The coding region runs from base 965 to 1969 and encodes 334 amino acids.
AGGACGCGUGGACGUUUUACUUGACGUGAAGGAAAGAGAAACUCCGAUACCAGAGCUUGGUGGAGCAGUGGAGACGCUUCCACGCGAAUCUCGCAGUCCCACUCGUCUUCCUCCUUCCCUCUCUUCCUUUGAAUACCUUACCUCUCUCGGUCUCGCUCCCUCCCUCGAUUCAAGCCUAUUCGUCUUCUUACGCUGUGUCUUGAAACCCUAAUCUUUUUCAUUUCAAUCCCUAAAGGUGAAGUCUUUAUUGCGUGUUCGUCUUCUCUGUCUUCGUUUCUACUCUUAUUCGUCUAAUUUGCGAUCUGGGUUAGUGUUUUUUUCUUACGGAUUUUAGUGGGUCCGUGUUAGAUUAUCGAGAUAUUGAUGUAAUUCGAACUUGUGCGCCGCUGGAAAAACUGAAUUUUGUGUAGCUAUGACUUUUCCGAUUUCUGGUUAGGUUCAUGAGUCAUUGAAAAUUUGUUGAAUUGUAUAAUUGAACUUGUCAGAAUCCAUCUGUGUAUUCUUAUGUUUUUGAAUUCUAGGGUUAUCGAGAGCAUUUCGUUCUUUCUUAUACAUUUAUGCUAACAUUUUUAUAUAAAUUUCUAUGGAUCUGAGAUGUGUCAAAGGUCUUUGUUCCAUGUGGAUUAGAUUAGAUUCUAAGGUUUCUCCUUUGUUUGUUUAAUAAUUGAUUCACUGUCAUGUCGCGUGAGUUGUUCUGUGAAGCAUGUUCCUUUUGGUUGUCUUGUAACAUGUCUGCACAUCUUUUGUUAUUUUUUUAUUUUCUUUUAUGUAAUCUUAUUAACUGUAUUUGAUUUGAUGCGAGACUUUGUCUCACCAGUUUUUAUUCUUGGUAUCUCUAUACAUUGAUUCUCCAUCUGUUUGCUUUCCAUAACUUGUCGAUUUGGUUUUGUCAUUGUGUUAGUUAUCUUGUGAGUUUGAAUCACUUUUCUAGGCUUCCAAGCUAGUGAGGUGUGAUUUUGAGAUUAUGGCCAAAGCUAGGAAGGCAGGACGUAGGGUUCCUUCACGACGCUUCAGGGCAAGAGCAAAACCAUACAAAUUUCCAUCUUCUAAAAGACUUGUGGCGAGAAACAUGUUUGCGGAAGAUUGUUCAAAGUGUCUAGAGAAGAGGGAUUGGGAGAAUGUUAUAUGUUCGGUUUGCAUGGAGUGUCCACACAACGCUGUCCUUCUUCUCUGCUCAUCUCAUGACAAGGGAUGUCGUCCUUACAUGUGUGGAACCAGUUUCCGGUAUUCUAAUUGCUUAGAUCAGUACAAGAAAGCGUCAGCUAAGCUGAAGACAUCGGGCCAUCAACAGAUCAAUAAGUCUGAGCUUGGAAAUCUCACAUGCCCACUUUGUAGAGGACAGGUGAAAGGUUGGACAAUCGUACAGCCUGCUCGUGACUUUUUGAAUCUUAAGAAGAGGAUCUGUAUGCAGGAGAACUGUGUUUAUGCUGGAACCUUCAAAGAGCUGAGGAAACACAUGAAAGUGGACCACCCUAGUGCGAAGCCGCGUGAAGUGGAUCCUGAUGUGGAGCAGAAUUGGAGAAGGCUUGAGAUCGAGCAUGACCGGGACGAUGUUAUGAGCACGAUUAGGUCGACAAUGCCUGGUACAGUGGUGUAUGGUGAUUACGUAAUUGAAAGGAACAAUGCCAACGGUUCAGAUUCAGACGAGGGUGGUGAUGAUGAUGGGAUCGAUGCUGCAUUUGGUAGGAAUCUUGUGAAUGUUUUCCUUCUGUUACAUGCUUUUGGGGCAUCAGGUAAUCAGAUCAGACGCUCUGAUUCAGAUUCGAAUGACUCGACAACAAUCAACCGAGGAACAAGUGAGCUGAAUUUCUCUGAAGAAGAAGAGGAAGAGGAGGAGGAGGAGAGGCAUAGUAACAGUAACUCUUUGGCAAGUCGAAUGAGGCGACAAGGACGCGUUCUGCUGGGACGUUCAGGUAGGAGACGUAGAGAUAGAGAAGCUAACCAGAACACAGGUCCUCCUCCUAGAUGAGAGAGAAUCACACGAAUUCAAAAGAAAACCCUGUCUGAUUUUGGGUUUCAGGUAAGCUUUAUGGUAUGGUUAGGUACAAAUGUAGUUUCGACAAGUUUAAAACAAAACAAAAAAAGGCUUUUGGCCUUUCUGCUAUCACCAUUGGAGAAUUUGGGAAUUUGACUCGAAAUUCUUUCAUAUGCUAGAGAAGCAGGCUUGCAAUCUCAUGUUUUAUUUACUGUAUUCUGAUGUAACUUUCUGGGUGGAAAAUUCACAAAUAUCUAUCCUUGUGAAUAAGCAUGAUCAGUGAUGAUGACCAAUGAAGUCUUUUAGCGAAUUAUGAAAUUGUGUUUCCUUGUGUUUAUAGAUUCCAUGUGCGCUUAGAGACUUACCUAUGAAUCGUUGUAGAGUCUUCUAAGAGACUUAGACCACACACACUCACAAGUGUUAUGUGUAUGUUUCUCUUAAUAACAUGAUUUUAUUUUG